Molecule: messenger RNA, 1652 nt
Organism: Magnolia sinica
Lineage: Eukaryota; Viridiplantae; Streptophyta; Magnoliopsida; Magnoliales; Magnoliaceae
Product: probable serine/threonine-protein kinase PBL3
Exons: 6
Coding region: 168-1421 (417 amino acids)
Biological process (GO): protein phosphorylation
Molecular function (GO): ATP binding; protein kinase activity
Source: RefSeq, a predicted model, not a curated record
UUCUCUCCCAUUUUCAAGCCUCUCUCCCCAGAAAUUACAGAAGAAAAAGAUACCUUUUUUUUCCCCUCUCCCACUUUUAGAAUUUCAUCAUUGCAGAAUUCGACCUCUUUUUCUUUUCUUUUUACGGAUUUUUGACCGUGAGAUAGAGAAGCUGUUUUGAGCUUGGGAUGGGAAACUGCUUGGAUGCUACUCGAGUCCAAAAUUCUCAGAGCACUCAAAAUGCUUCUGAGCCAUCAAAAUCCACUAGCAGAACUGGCCUAUCUUCAGCCCCUUCCAGUCAGCCAAUGCCGUCUUACAGCGAGAAGGGCGGCAGUGAGAGUCUUCCUGCUCCACGAACUGAAGGCGAGAUAUUGUCGUCCCCGAAUUUGAAGGCCUUCACCUUCAAUGAGCUAAAAAAUGCCACUAGAAACUUCCGUCCGGAUAGCCUUCUUGGGGAGGGUGGAUUCGGCUAUGUUUUUAAAGGAUGGAUUGAUGGGCAAAGUCUUUCCCCUUCUAGGCCUGGAUCUGGCAUAGUCGUUGCUGUCAAGAAGCUUAAGCCAGAGGGGUUUCAAGGUCACAAGGAAUGGUUGGCAGAGGUUAAUUACCUCGGCCAACUUCACCAUCCAAAUCUGGUUAAGCUGAUUGGGUACUGUUCAGAGGGCGACAACCGACUUUUGGUUUAUGAGUUCAUGCCAAAGGGCAGUUUGGAGAAUCAUCUAUUUAGAAGAGGGGCUCAGCCACUUUCUUGGGCGAUAAGGAUCAAAGUGGCCGUUGGUGCUGCUAAAGGACUCUCAUUUCUCCAUAAUUCUGAAUCCCAAGUUAUUUACCGCGAUUUUAAAGCUUCAAAUAUCCUUCUGGAUGCGGAAUUCAAUGCGAAGCUUUCUGAUUUUGGCUUGGCGAAAGAUGGACCUACAGGGGAUCGGACCCACAUCUCCACGCAGGUCAUGGGUACUCAUGGCUAUGCCGCACCCGAGUAUAUAGCCACAGGUCGGCUUUCUGCAAAGAGUGAUGUCUACAGUUUCGGGGUUGUUUUGCUGGAGCUGUUAUCCGGGCGCCGUGCUCUUGAUAAGACAAGAGUAGGGGUAGAGCAGAAUCUGGUUGAAUGGGCGAAGCCGUAUCUAGGCGACAAACGCAAGCUAUUCCGGAUCAUGGACACCAAGUUGGAGGGCCAGUACCCUCAGAAAGGGGCCCAUGCGGUUGCUAACCUUGCUUUACAGUGUCUGAGCUCUGAAGCCAAAGGCCGCCCACGUAUGGCCGAAGUCUUAGCGACACUCGAACAGCUUCAAGCCUCAAAAGACACAGCCAAACACUCCCAAUCCGAAAAACAAGCAGCUUCCACUCCCAUCCGUAGAUCACCAAUUAGAAACAUGCGUUCACCAAUCAAUCUGACGCCUAGUGCCUCCCCAUUGCCAUCCCACCGGCAAUCCCCACGAGUACGCUGAGUGGAGAGAAUGCUUUCAAUCCGGUAUUUCCUUGUAUAUUUAUUACUUCACUGGUCUGCCUCCUUGUUUGGUAUCAUGCUUGAAUGACUCUGCAAGUUGGACUGACUCGUUUGGUCUUGAUUCAAGUCACGACUCGCGUGAGUCAGGGGUGAUUUGGGGUGCCGAAUGGGUCUGACCAAGUCCGAAUCACUCCGAGUUGACUUGGACGUGUCCAUGUGUGGUAGUUCAUAG